AUGACGGACCUCUUCGUCGAUAUCGUGACCCCCAAUGGCCGUCGCUACAAACAGCCCACCGGUCUCUUCAUCAACAAUGAAUUCGUCCCUGCGUCCGGAGGCGAGACCAUCACCUCGCUCGACCCAGCAACCGACCAACCCAUCACCACCGUCCACGCCGCCAGCCCAGCCGACAUCGACCGUGCCGUGCACGCCGCCCGCGCCGCCCUCGUCCACCCGUCCUGGAAAGGCCUCCCCGCCACCGACCGUGGCAUCCUCAUGACCAAGCUCGCCGCGCUCAUGGACCAGCACCGCGAGCUACUCGCCUCCAUCGAGGCCUGGGAUAACGGCAAACCCUACCACGUCGCCCGCGACGAGGACCUCACCGAGGCCAUCACGACCAUCCGCUACUACGCCGGCUGGGCCGACAAGGUGGCGGGCCAGACGCUGUACCCCACGCCGCGCAAGCUCGCCUACACGCUGCGCCAGCCCAUUGGCGUCGUCGCCCAGAUCAUCCCCUGGAACUACCCGCUGUCGAUGGCGGCGUGGAAGCUGGGGCCCGCGCUCGCGUGCGGGAACACGGUCGUGCUCAAGCCCGCCGAGCAGACGCCGCUGAGCGCGCUGGUGCUGGCCACGCUGAUCAAGGCGGCCGGCUUCCCGCCGGGCGUGGUGAACAUCACGAACGGGUCCGGGCGCACGGCGGGCGCCGCGCUCGCCGCCCACCCGCUCGUCGAUAAGGUCGCGUUCACGGGUUCGACGCAGACGGGGCGGGAGAUCAUGAAGAUGGCCGCGGGCACGCUGAAGGAUAUCACGCUGGAGACGGGCGGGAAGUCGCCGCUGCUGGUCUUUGCCGACGCCGACCUCGACCAGGCCGUCAAGUGGGCGCAUUUCGGCAUCAUGGCGAACCAGGGCCAGAUCUGCACCGCCACGUCGCGCGUCUAUGUCCAGCGGGCCAUCUUCGAGCCCUUCCUGGAGCGAUACCAGCGGACGGUCGAAACCACCUCCGUCGUCGGCGACCAGUGGGACGAGUCAACCUUCCAGGGCCCGCAGGUGACGCGCGCGCAGUACGAGCGCGUCCUGUCGCACAUUGCGAAGGCGAAGGCGCAGGGCGCGCGGCUGGUCAUGGGGGGCGGCGCGUAUGUGCCGCGCGACCGCAAGAACCGCGCCGGCUACUUUGUGCAGCCGACCGUGUUCACGGGGACGACGGAGGCGAUGGAGAUCGUGCGGGAAGAGGUGUUUGGGCCCGUGGUGGUGAUCGAGCCGUUUGACUCGGAGGAAGAGGCUCUCCGCCGGGCGAACGACACGAUCUAUGGGCUGGGCGCGGCGGUGUUCACGCGGGAUCUCGAGCGGGCCCACCGGGUUGCGGCGGAGAUUGACUCGGGCAUGGUCUGGAUUAACAGUAGUCAGGACUGCGAUGCGCGGGUGCCGUUUGGGGGCGUCAAGCAGAGUGGGAUUGGACGGGAGCUGGGGGAGGCCGGGUUGGCCGCGUAUAGUCGGAUUAAAGCCGUGCAUGUUAAUAUGGGGAGUAAGCUAUAG
Molecule: messenger RNA, 1515 nt
Organism: Aspergillus clavatus NRRL 1
Lineage: Eukaryota; Fungi; Ascomycota; Eurotiomycetes; Eurotiales; Aspergillaceae
Product: aldehyde dehydrogenase ALDH
Exons: 2
Coding region: 1-1515 (504 amino acids)
Molecular function (GO): oxidoreductase activity, acting on the aldehyde or oxo group of donors, NAD or NADP as acceptor
Source: RefSeq, a predicted model, not a curated record